UGCGUUUUUCUUUCUCACUGUACUGUUCAGCCUGGGAGUAUCUCAGACUGCCCCUUCCCCUAAUUUCGGGCUUUCCAAGUUUAUUUCUUCCACCAAGUGGGAAUCGCUUCUUCUGACCUCUUCCGCAGCAGACAAGUCAGUUUACUGCGCUCAAGACGGCGCGCACUCGUGGGCUGAAAAGAAACACCUAAUACACGUGUACAUCCUCCAGGGCUCAAAACCUGACUUUCGGUUGUUGGAUAUUCCGAAUCGCCUAAGGCAACUGUUCCCAGCUGAUUCGCUUGACCUGACUUCGAGAUAGAGGCGCCCCUGCAGGGGACCGGGUCUAUGUGCUGUGCCUUGCCGAAGGUCUGAUGCUUGCCCAACCCGCUCGCCUAGUCGGAAAGUCUACCAAGCCUCCGCGUUGGGCAAGCCAUGCGAAGCGAAAACAGUAGGUCGCAGACGAAGGCAUUCUCCACCAUUCGGCGACCUCCUUCUGGAUGAAUAAACGUCCUUUCCCUUGGAAAACUGCAGAUUGAUGAGGUCUAAAAAGGAAACUGGGACCGGUAAGUCCCAAGUGCCGGGGGCUCAUGUCGGACGAGUGCGGGCGGACUGCAGCCCUGGCGGCUGGAAGGACUCGGAAAAGUCCCGGAGAAGACGGACUGGUGAGCCCCGAGGGAGCUGGGGACGAGGACUCGUGCUCCUCCUCGGCCCCGCUGUCCCCUUCGUCCUCGCCCCAGUCCAUGGCCUCGGGCUCCGGCUGCCCCCCUGGCAAGUGUGUAUGCAACAGCUGCGGCCUGGAGAUCGUGGACAAAUACCUUCUCAAGGUGAAUGACUUGUGCUGGCAUGUCCGGUGUCUCUCCUGCAGUGUCUGCAGAACCUCCUUAGGAAGACACACCAGCUGUUAUAUUAAAGACAAAGACAUUUUCUGCAAACUCGAUUAUUUCAGAAGGUAUGGAGCUCGCUGCUCUCGAUGUGGGAGGCACAUCCAUUCUACUGACUGGGUCCGGAGAGCCAAGGGAAAUGUUUAUCACUUGGCGUGCUUUGCCUGCUUUUCUUGCAAAAGGCAACUUUCCACGGGAGAGGAGUUUGCAUUGGUGGAAGAGAAAGUCCUAUGCAGGGUGCAUUAUGACUGCAUGCUGGAUAAUUUAAAAAGAGAAGUGGAAAAUGGUAAUGGGAUUAGUGUGGAAGGUGCCCUCCUCACAGAACAAGAUGUCAAUCAUCCAAAACCAGCAAAAAGAGCUCGGACAAGCUUUACAGCAGAUCAACUCCAGGUCAUGCAAGCACAAUUUGCUCAGGACAACAACCCAGAUGCACAGACCCUCCAGAAACUGGCAGAGAGGACAGGCUUGAGCAGACGUGUGAUACAGGUGUGGUUUCAGAAUUGUAGAGCACGCCACAAGAAGCACGUGAGUCCCAAUCACUCUUCCUCAGCCCCAGUCACUGCAGUCCCGCCCUCCAGGCUGUCUCCACCCAUGUUAGAAGAAAUGGCCUAUUCUGCCUAUGUGCCCCAAGAUGGGACGAUGCUAACUGCGCUGCAUAGUUACAUGGAUGCUCAUUCACCAACAACUCUUGGACUCCAGCCUUUGUUACCCCAUUCAAUGACACAACUGCCAAUAAGUCAUACCUAAUUUCUUUUUUCAGGGAUAAAAAUGAUUAAGGAUAUAACUUGUCAUUUAUUAUGUAUAAAAUAUCAUUGAAAAGAUAUUAAUGUUAAUUUUUUUAUUUAACACCAAAAGCAUUUCCAACAUCACUUUGCUGCCCAGGUAUGUAUCUAUAGUUGGCCUGCAAGACACUUUUAUUCUUCAUUUUUUUUUUUUUUUGGUAAAACUUAUGUUUACAAGAAGAAAACAAAACAAAACAUGUUUUUUUGUAUUGUCUGGAAAUAGUUCACUCUAGUGUGUAUCUGUUAAUUUAUUUGUCAUCAAAAGAGCACUUUGCCUAAAAGAAAGGACUGACAAAUGUGCAAAAUGUUUACAAUCUUUUGUGAAAUUGUAGUAUAUCAUUAGUUUGUAUCUGUAAGUUAUUGUUAUAAAUAUUACCUGUAUUUUUUUUGUUAUAUACAACUUUAUACUUUGAAGCUUGUAUCUGUGAAUUUGCAACUGAAAUUAUUUUGCCAGUGUUUUCUGAAUGAAGGGAGUAAAGCUUCUGUUGCAGCAUGCCAGGCAAACACACUCUGGUGUCUGUGGUUGAUGAAUUAUGGCUGUAAAUAACACUAUAGUUUAAUAAGCCCACCAUUCUAAGUUUAUUAAACAUUUUCCAUUCUUGUGAAACUUUCAA
Molecule: messenger RNA, 2259 nt
Organism: Ictidomys tridecemlineatus (thirteen-lined ground squirrel)
Lineage: Eukaryota; Metazoa; Chordata; Mammalia; Rodentia; Sciuridae
Gene: Lhx8
Product: LIM homeobox 8
Biological process (GO): neuron differentiation; regulation of transcription by RNA polymerase II; forebrain neuron development
Cellular component (GO): nucleus
Molecular function (GO): DNA-binding transcription factor activity, RNA polymerase II-specific; RNA polymerase II transcription regulatory region sequence-specific DNA binding
Source: RefSeq, a predicted model, not a curated record